This is a messenger RNA of Cynara cardunculus var. scolymus (artichoke), 2191 nucleotides long. Its product is annotated as WD repeat-containing protein 43. The record is from RefSeq and is a predicted model, not a curated record. Gene Ontology annotation, molecular function: protein binding. The transcript is spliced from 12 exons. The coding region runs from base 73 to 1920 and encodes 615 amino acids. Lineage: Eukaryota; Viridiplantae; Streptophyta; Magnoliopsida; Asterales; Asteraceae.
AGCCAAAACCCUUCCGCUUGAUUGUUUUCUUACUUGCAGAAGGAGUUCUAGGGUUAUUCUCUGUUUCUAGUCAUGGCGAAAGAGAGAGUUAAACCUCUGAUGUCAUCCUUCACUUCAAAAGCUGAAGUAUUUGCUGCUCUACUCCCCAAUGGAGUCUUGAAAGUUUGGAACACGAGUGAUGGAAAUCUAUUAGCCGAAUGGAAGCAACCCGAUGGAGAGUCUGAUGCUCAUUUUUCUUGUAUUGCAUGUAGCUUUGUUGGAAAAAAGCGCAGAAAAGAAAAGGGUACCUGUUUGGUGGCACUGGGAACAGAUGAUGGUGAGGUUUUCACUAUCAAUGCUACUGCGGCUGAAAUGAAGUGGAAAUCUUCUGGACAUCAUCAUGGAAGAAUUGCUGCUCUCUCUUUUGCAAAUAAAGGACGUAAACUUUGUGUUAUUAGUACUGAUGGCGCAACCUGUGAAAUGAACUCCGAAAGUGGAGAACUUUUAAAAGAAACAAAAAUUUCGAAGAAAUAUAUAUCUUCGGCUGUAUAUUUUUCUGACGAUAAAAUAUUAGCUGCGGCAAAUACCAAGAUAAGAGUCCUCAGUUUAGAAGAUGGGAAAGAACUACUGAAGUUUUCUACAGAUGAAGGUCCAGUGCGGCAUAUAUCUAUGUUGGAGGAUACAAACCUCAUUAUUACAUCAGGAUUUGACGACAAGAAUCUUCAAGUGUGGAAAAAUGAAGCAAACACCGAAAUAGUAACCAGUGGACCUAUUCUAUCAAUGAGACAUCCUUCUUUAGCUAUUGAGUGCAAGAGCGGCUGCAAUGGAGAGGAUUUAGCUGUACUCUCGGUUUCAGAAAACGGUGUAGCUUAUAUCUGGAACAUGAAGAACUCAUCUGAAGGAAAUAUAGUUCCAGCUAAGAUAAAAGUUGAAGCUGGUGAAUCUGAAACCGACCCAAAUGUUAGCGGAAAAAAGAAACGCCAUACUUCUAUAUUAGCUGCUAGAUUGAGUUCUGUGGAUAGUGAUGACCGAGUAACGGGCGUUAUUGUUUAUGGCUCUAUAAACUCUCCACAGUUCACUUCGGUGGAUGUUACUAGCCCCGGGGAGGAUAUCGUCAUCGAUGCUAGAGCUGAUGUUCGAGAAAAUGGAGUUAACGAUGGAAAAGAUAAAAAAGAUGUAAGAGGCAAGAAACGAACUGCAUCCGAUGCAGACUCUGGGAAUGCAGUGGUAAAAUCGGAUAACGAUCACGGAGAUCCUAUGGAUGGAGUUCAAAUUGAUAACGAUAUUGAUGAGCCGACUAUGGGUGAGAAAUUGGCUAGCUUAAAUAUAACCAAAAAUGAAGGUGAAAGCGAAGAGAAAGCCGAGAGUUCUCCUGCAAAACCUCCUAGUGCAGACUCUGUUCAUGUACUGCUUAAACAAGCACUUCAUGCAGAUGAUCGGUCCCUUCUUCUUGAUUGCUUAUUUAGACAAGACGAGAAGGUUAUUAGAAACUCGGUUUACCUCUUGAAUCCAUCGGAGGUCUUCAAGCUUCUUGAGUCUCUCAUAUCUAUGAUCCAAUCCAGGGGUGCGGUUAUAGCGUGUGCUCUCCCAUGGCUUAAAAGCUUACUUCUUCAACAUUCUAGCAGCAUAAUGUCUCAAGAAUCAUCUUUAAUUGCCCUCAACUCGUUGUAUCAGCUUAUCGAAUCUCGAAUUUCCACCUUCAAUCCUGCCCAUCAACUAUCUAGUUGCCUAGAUUUGCUUUACACCAAGACUCUCGAUGACGGAGUUGAUGAAGGAGAAGGGCCAUUGGAGCCGAUUAUUUUUGAAGAUGUGAGCGAUGAAGAUGAAGACGGGUCUGAAGAAGACGGUGAUAACAUGGAAACCGAUGAAGAAGAUAACGAAGAACUGGAAGCUGUUAGUAAUGUUAGUGAUCUUGAAGGAAGUGAUGGCAUGGCUGACUAAAAGUAACGGGUUUUGAACCUGUAUACAUGUAGGAACCUGAGUGGAACUGUUUCGUAUAAUUUAUGAGCUCAAAUGCGCUCAUAAAUGAUUUUUGAAUCUUGUAUUAAUCAUAUUUAUGGUAUUUUUGAUGUUUUUUCAUUAAAAUUGUUGUAUUAUCAGUUUUAGCAAAGAGAUGUGACCAAGUUAGUGGUUGAUAUAUGUUCAGAUUUUGAUAUUUAUGAAAUGCUUCUUUAAUUUUAAAUAAAACAUUUUGAUAUUCAAGGUUCGAGAU